This is a messenger RNA of Tigriopus californicus, 5113 nucleotides long. RefSeq lists its product as uncharacterized. The record is from RefSeq and is a predicted model, not a curated record. The coding region runs from base 1630 to 4773 and encodes 1047 amino acids. The transcript has a single exon. NCBI's taxonomy places the organism in Eukaryota, Metazoa, Arthropoda, Copepoda, Harpacticoida, Harpacticidae.
UACUAAAUUUCUGUCUUGUGUCGAAUUCCCUUUACCACGAAAGGUAGGAAUGUUGAAUAAUAGAUAAUGCCUAUUUUCCAUCAUGACUUGCUUGAGCUAAUAUUGAACACUUGUAGCAAUCAGUUUUAUUCACUUAAAGCCAAAUUGCAUGUUCAUGGAUUCUACUUCAUGGCACACGCAAUUGUAAAUAUUUGGUACUUUUUUAUCUUUUUGCAAAUUAUGUGCCUUAUAGGGCGAAUUCAGAUAUAUUGAGGUAAAUCCAUGAAUAUUUAGCCAUAUCUCUAAUCUGUCCAUAAAUAUUAUCCAUGAAUGAUAUUUUGGUCAUCUACGUACAUUUUAAACAAAGCAACUGUAACGAAUUACGCCAUUAUAUUUUUACCGAGGAAUGAUUGAGUUAUGAAUGAUUUAUUUUGGCCAUAGGAGAGAGAACUGUAAUGCGUUCCUAUUACCGAGGAAUGACUACAGACUAAUGUUUGGAAAGGCAGAGAGAGCCAAGACAUUCAAGACUAAAUGCUCAUGCUUAAACGUAAAAAAGCAACGGAAGUUGGUAUUAACAAAAAAUGUCUGUACAAGUGACAUUUAGUUUUACGAAAUGUUCCUUCAUUGGAGGUUGUUGCCCAAUUGAUAAGUGCUAGUUACAAAAUGCAGUGGACCUCAACUCAUCGCAUCUCACAGCUUUCCUUGACGUUUUCCGCCGGCGUUCCUCAUAGAUUAACGGUUGUCAUUGGUGUCUUGAAUGAUAUAUCACGAAUAUCAAGAUUGCAUUUGGAUUUAGUAGCAGACUGGACAACAGUACUUUCCAGCAUGCUUGGAAGAGGCGAGCAGUCUGGUGACAAGUGAAAUUACACGGACGGACGUUGUUGACAAACUCAGGCCUUAGACGUGUUGAUCUGUCCAGAAUUCGGCCACGGAGCAACGGUUGAUAAAGUCCCUUUAAAAGUAUAACCACAUGAAGGAGAAGGAGGGGAAGAUUUCAGGCCCGUCUCUGAAAGAAAAGUGAGUGAGGACCAUUUUGCCCUAUGCUGUCGAUCUACUACCGAUGGUGGUUGGGAGGCGUAAUUGUGGAGCAUCUUUGCCGUCGGAGAAGUUGUACAAGAGUUGGUGUUGGUGUUGAGGAGGAGAAGGAGUAUCAGGUGGGCAUGGAUAGAGGCUGCCACUUCUGUAUACUGCUCGUUCGUACGUACGUAGAGUACUAGUAUGUUCGAGUGGUGUACAUAUUGAAUGCCGGCAAUGGAUGGCACUGACGGACUGUCGUCGCUUUUCCCAAGCGGUGAGAAUCAAGGAAGACUGAAAAGAAAACGAAGACGAGCCGAAGAAGAAGAAGAAAACGAGAGAAGAAGAAGAAGCUGGUGAUAGCGAUGAUCACCUCCAUGAUCAUGGUGAGCGGUGGAGAAGGUAUCUUUAAGAAAGUGCCUACUGGUUCACGCCUUGUCCACUCUCCUCACUCGUGCAGUACCCUGGUUCAGUUGAUGAGGACUUUUUCUGGCGUUCGGACUAGCGGUUCACACUUGGACAACAUUUCGAGAAAAUCUCCAACUCUCUCAGAGGAAGUGCUCUAGUCUGGCGAAAACAUACCCGUGGAAAACAUACGUCGCUUGUUUAUUGCUAGGACAUCUUCAGUGAUAUGAGAUGAGCAGAGGACACUUGAAUUGUGCCAUGAAGAGAAUCAAGAUCAAAAAUGUCAUCGUUGUGAUAGCGCAACUUGUAAUUAUUCAUGCCCAUCUUUCGGAGGCCAUCCAGUGUUGGCAAUGUGCUUCUGUGGACGAUCGGUCUUGUCCAGACAAUUCCAAUAUGAUGGAAUCCAGAUCCCACGACGCCUGUAUCACGUGGCGAUUGGGUAAUGGGACUGUGAUUCUCCAGAACGUGGUCAAGUUCGAUAAUGAAUGCAACCCGCCCAAAUUGGAGUUUUGGACGAGGUUCAUCAAUCUGUACUAUCAAAGCACUGGCGGCGAAGUCAGAUGUUGCCAAACCGACGGAUGCAACACGGGGGCCUUUUCCAAUGAUUAUUUUGUCCAACCCACGUCCAAUCCUGCUCAAGAUCAAAUCAACGGAGGAAGUCUCCCAGGACCUCCCUUGAUCUUCGGAUCUGUAUCCUCGCCACCUUUGAACCAGUUUCAGCAACAGGUUCAGCCUACUUCCAGGCCCAACUUAUUGACCCAAAACAGUUUCCAAGAUCCUAACUUGGCCAACCAGCUUCAGAACUUUGGCUUCAAUCAAGGCCAAUUCUCCUCAUCGCAACUAGCCAAUGUUAACCAGCAACUGUUGACCACCCGACUCAACCAAUUUCAGCAAUUCCCCUUGAACCCGAAUCAGCUUCAGUUUCAGCCUCAAACCCAGUCCAUUUCUCAACCUCAGACUCAGCCACAAAUCUUGCCUCAACAAGUAUUGGCAGCCAAUGCUGGAUUAAACAGUAAUGAGGACGAGAUUAGCUUGAAUGGCUUCCCACAGAAUCUGGAGAGCUCAAAUGGAAAUUGCCAACGGUAUUUUAACAAAAGAGGUGACGGCGAGUGGCUCCCCAACGUCCUGAUCCCCCUGUCGUUUGAUCGGGCGAGUGAGACCAAAGUGGGCGUGUUUUACACGAAGUUCACUUCCGACACCAAUAACAAUGAUCACGUCAUCAUUCGUUUGGUAGGCAAAGAUCGUGGAAACAACACCAUGUACUCGUUCAAAGCCUAUCGAGUAGGGUCUGUCUCGCUUUUCAUCAGCAAGCUUGAAUUCAACAGCCGGAACGAGCUGACUCAAAACGAGGAUCGUAAGGAAACUGUUCAAAACGGCGUCAACAUUACGACCGAUCAAUAUGCCGGGUUUUGGUUUACCCUUAAAGGCGAAGAGCUUACUUUUGGACAGAUCGGAAGUCAAUUGAUCGACCCGAUUCUCACGUGGAAUGACACUCUUCGAGAAGGACCUCGGGAUGUUCAGUACUUUUCUCUGACCACUGACCAAGCUACGGCCUCUUUUGGAGUCAAUUGCGAUGUCCCAGACCUUCAUUUCGAAGAUACUUGCGUCACCGAUCAGGAUUGCGAUCGUUACCCCAACACUGUGUGUACCAAUGUUCCAGUCAACGAGGGCCUUGACCCAGGGACUCGAUCCAUACCGUUUUCAGAAUGGGAACCCCGAGAUACUCUCCUGAAGUCUUGUUUCUGUAUGGAGGGACACGUGCGAAUUCCCGGAUCGGAUGGAUGCUAUGACCCCAUUCGACAAGUUGUCACCCUCAGCGAUGCUUGCUUUGCCAAUUACCAUUGCAAUGACUUGCCCAACACGCAGUGUACCUUCGACGACAAUGUACCCAAAUUCAACAAAUCCUGCCAAUGUAUUCCAGGAAACAAACCAUUUGAGCGGGAUCCUCGAACCGGACUCGUUGAAGGCUGUGCUCCUCUCACCGAUGCUGACCGAGCCUCGGUUCUGGGUUGUGCUCGUCGGUUCACCAUCGAGGAUGAGUUUGCUUGGGUCCCCGACAAUCUCCAACCUAUGGAUCGGAACAGUAACUUGGGCGUCGAUAUGUCUGUCGUGUUCAUCAAAUUCGACAAAAAACGCGGCACUGGACGUGGAGGCGACGUGGCCAUUAUUAGGUUGUUGGAUGAGCUAAAGAGUAGUCGGAAAAUGUACACCAUCAAGUUCAACCGAAACGGAAAAAUAAGCAUCUCGGAGAGCUUGCGACAACGGAGCUUCUUCUUUGAGAACGAGCGUGACAACUCUCGGAUAGAGAUCGAAGACCUGGAAGUCUUGAAUCGAAUGCAGUUGGAUUAUGUUGGCUUCUGGAUCCAAUAUCGCUUUGAAGAAGGACGAGGAGGUACGCUAAGUGUGGGCCUAAAUGGAGCUCCAUUCCAACGGGAGUACUCUCUACUUCACUGGACAGACACGGAAGCCAAUGCCAUCCGGAGGUUGAGUUACAUUGGAUUUAGCGGCUCGGAUGAUAGCACGAUCCAUUACGGUAUAAACUGCGUCCUGCUUGAUACGCCCAUAGGGGUUGGAAACUCCAAUCCGUUUGUUCAAGUGAGCCCGAAUACUGUUCAAAACCAAGCUGUAAACCAAUUUGGCCAGUCCUUGGGCCAAUUUCCGGGAGCUCAAAUUGGUUCAAAUCUGAAUGCAAACAACUUGAACCAAGUUAACCCGGGUGUCCAAAACUUACCCGCCAUCACUCCCGGAGUGUCAUUCAACCAGCAACAACAACUUCAACAACAGCAACAGUUCCAGCAGCAGCUUCAACAGCAACAAUUGCAGCUUCGCCAACAACAACAAUUACAGCAGCAGCAAUUACAACAACAGCAGCAGUUGCAGCAACAACAAAUCAUUCUUGGCCAAUCUCAAAUAAUUUCACCUAACAGGCAGCAGCAACAAAAUCAAUUUUCAAACCGCCAACCUAACUUUGGGCAAUCUUCCGUUAAUGCUCAGAAUAUUGCUCCUCUUGGAACUCAAUUGGGGGUUUCAAAUCAAUUCGCCUCCAACAAUCAGUUCCAAUCCCCCCUUGGAAAAUCUGUGGAGAGUAUUUCAGAUUUCAGCCCGGCUGAGCCCACCCAACCAACUGAGGUUAUAGAACCGGUCCUCCGGAACCAAUACUUGACCAAGCUGAAGCGGUUGCUUCCGACCAUUUUUGAGAACUUCAAGCCAGGGGAGGAGGAUAAGGAAUUACUGACUGAAGAUGAUAACGCAAAUGACUUCGUGGACAACCAAGACUACAUGUACGAAGAUGCGAGCACCAUCAAUGCAGAGAUUGCCUCGCCAUUGCCCACAUCAGCCUCGUCCGUUCCAUCCAUCAACGAUCAAGGACUCUAAAUAACUCUUAUCGCCAAAGUAUUACACAAAAAGUCAGUAUUCCAGUUUCUUGAGACAAUCGAGAAUAGCCACCUUCCUCCCUUCUUAUAUCCUUCAAUCCUUAAGGCAAAUAACAUUUCAUGGCUAUUUAAUUGUGAUUUAUUUAUGCAAAUGAUGCAGCUUGGUGGUGAUUUUUACGCGUUUAUUAACUAGUGAAUAAAUCUUAAGAAAUAUUUGAAACGUCUCGUUAUGUCCAAAUUUGUUAUUUGGGUUAUCGCUUAACAGCAAAGAAAUACGUUCAAGGCGGAUUUAAAUCCUAGGAUAUUCAAAAGACAGCUUGGCGUCUACGUGAUGAUCGUUG